Phytophthora nicotianae INRA-310 is the source of this 3144-nucleotide messenger RNA. RefSeq lists its product as hypothetical. NCBI's taxonomy places the organism in Eukaryota, Oomycota, Peronosporomycetes, Peronosporales, Peronosporaceae. The transcript has a single exon. Bases 457 to 2994 code for a protein of 845 amino acids. The record is from RefSeq and is a predicted model, not a curated record.
CCCGUUACUGGCGCCAAAAAAACGUAAUGGAUUCUUUAUUUUUUUGUUUCCUGUUCGUGAAGGCGAUCGAUGCGACGAAAAGGAUCGAUGUGACUAAGGUGACGAGCACGCGGUCUAUUCCGCGUCGUCGGCGCGAUGAAACUCCUUUCUGGUACGUCGGCAUUAGCUAUUGAGUCUCAUUCAUUGAGUCAGGCCCGAUGCCACGAUCGGUGUACGAAGAACGCGCUCUUGAUUGAAUUUGGUCAGCGGUCAGAGCUGCGUCUUUGAUACAGAGAGAGCACUUCAUGUAGCACCAAAAGAAACGUCAUACGUUCUGCACUUUAAGCUUCGAUAACCGUCCAUUAAAAGAUGUGCUCCGAGAAAUUGGAGUUUUGGAAUGAUCUCACGACGGUGGACCCCAGAGCUUGAGAGAUUAAUAAAUGAGACGGCCAUUCACAGAUUAAUUUGCGCUCAACGAUGCAGACCGAGAUGGUAGUUCUUGAAGAAAGCCGGUCGUCGUCCAGGGGUGAGAUUUUACUGCCCUCGCUUUGGUCCAUUGAAUGGUUCCAGCAAUUAUGGACUCGUGCUUGGCUCGGGUGGGCUUUCGUUUACGCAUCGGUGCUGUUGUUUUGCUUCGUUUCUCGCUGUGUGGCGCUCACUGCGCUGAUCAAGAUGUACGGGACUGGCAAGGACUGCACGUUUUCCGCGAAGACCGCGGCGCUUUGCGUCGGUAUCUUGGAAGAUUUCGUCUGCGCUACAUAUUUCGCUUGUGUGAUUUGGCUUAUUGACAUUUUGUUGCAAAAGUUUGCUCGGUAUGUUGAUAGUAUUGAAGCUUCAACAAGCAACAAGCUGAAAAGUAUCAUGUUGAAGAUCUUUGUCUUCGCAAGCUCUUGGAUGUUAUUCGUAGCUGCAGUUGGACCCGUAGCUGCUGAUUUACUUCUCGUGCGUCUAAGGGAAGUUCGCUUCACGUUUCAAGUGAUUUCGAGCGACGAGAACUCGGUUAUUGAUGGAAUGACCAGCAAAGAGAUGAAGGACGUGUGCAUGACAGUGACGACUACUGCUAUUGUAGCAGCUCUCUUUGCUAUUCUGCGUACGUUUACAUCCUGGCCGAAGCUCUCCCGGUGGAAUCCGAUCCAUGCUAUCGUUACCUUAGUGAACAGGAGAAAAGAACAGCGAUUCCAAUCAGUGUCGACAAAAUCUAGCAGCGGAGGUGCAGAAUAUGAUGAUAACGAGGAAAUCAUGCUGGAGCUCGAUGAAUCCGGUAAAAACUCUGGUAUCAGCACGCCUAGCAAUCUGAGCUUCUGUGCUUUGGCAACGGAUGCUCCGUACCCAAGUUCCAAGCACCAAGAAAGCAAGGAUGUGCUAUAUCGGCGUGGUAUUCAGAUUUCUGUUGUUUUCGUCGCCCUAAUUCUGAUACCCUUCCUAGUAAUCGCUAUAGUUAGCGCAUGCUCGUCGAUCGUCGCUAAAUCCGCUCUAAACGCAACUCUAAAUGAGCUUUUUGGUCACGCUCUGGGUGAUACUUCCCAGAGCUUAUCGAUUGAGACUGACGGAAGCACUGCAUGGGUGGAGACGUAUAUUCACUCAACUACCGAAAACUACACGCUCUUCCACGACGACUCGCUCUACCGACGAACUACCGGCUUUAAGGGGGAGCUAGCUUUCGAUGUCGAUGUCACCGCCGAUAACCCACCUAACGUUCUCGUCAUCGUAGUGGAGUCGUUCCGGUACCACGAUUCCCGCUACCUCGUCGGUGAUGACGAUCCAUCCAAUCUUUUCAAGGGAUCAAAUACUACUAUAACCCCGAAUUUUGACAAAUGGGCGAAACGAGGCGUAGCAUUCACCAAUUUUUGGUCGAGUUGGCGCACAAGCCGCUCAGUGGAGAGCCUUCUGUUCGCACAACUUCCCUACGAUGACGUUGAGGACUCUGGGAUGACGGGAGGAAAAACGAAUGUGGAACUUGCUGGUCUCCCGCAGCUUUUCAAGGCUAAAGGGUACGAACCAUUCUUCACUACGGGUUGUCAAACUGAAUACGAUGACUGGAAUUCGUUUCUUCCAUCCCAUGGAUUCGAUACCGUUUGGAGUCGCGAUGAGAUGAUGAAAAUCGCUGAACAUGAUUUGAAUAUUUCGUCUGAUGAUUGGUACGGUGACGCACACCGAGGUCUUUAUUGGGGUGUUCACGACGAUUUGAGUUUUCAGAUUCUAGGAGAUCUACUCAUUAAUAAGACUCAAGAGCAGAGUGAGCGUGCGGCUCGAGGCGAGGCAAAAAAGCCUCUGUUUCUUACGCACUACACUAUAUCGAGUCACAUCCCGUUCCAAGAGCGACCACAAUGGUAUGCAGAAGCUGAAAAACCUGACUUUUCUGCACUUUACGACGGUGAGGAAUACACCUACCUUGUCAAAGAUUACCUCGAGAUGCGGUAUUUUACGGACAUGGAACUUGGGAAAUUUAUGGAUCGUAUGGCGGAAGAAGGUAUUCUCAACGAUACCAUCGUUAUUAUCUCUGGGGAUCAUGGUCAAGCACCAGAAUACGGCUACGACAAACCAGAAGUGCGUGCUUUAUCAGCCACUCGAGUUGCCGGAGCUCUUAUCGCAGAGGGAAGACUCGGAGAAUUCGUUGGAUUAAAAUUUGACGACGCCGCAGAGCAAUACGAUAUCCUAAAUACUCUGGCUGACAUUACUGGUAUACCAGAGGAAGGAUUCCUGCAAGAUGGCGUUGGACGUUCACUCAAGCGUAAAGUGGAAUUCGGGGAGCGAGUCGUGUUCAGCAACAACCCGAGCCAUAAACUGUCGGUUGUACGCGGCAACAAACGUCUGCAGUACGACCGGCAUUCGAAUGAGGUUUUGCUUCAUGACACGCACACAGACCACGACAUGAAGAAAGAUCAGUUUCCAACUCUGAACAGUGACGAGCAAGAUAAAUGGUUCACUUGGAGGAAGAAUGGUCGCUGGCUGAACUCAUAUUACACCACCCGAUGGGAUAACAAGUGCUUGCUAGCAGGUGAAUGCAGUGCCUAAGAGUAUUUUGUGCUAAGGAGAUCAAAAUGUACUUUGCGUUGUAUGUGAACCUUUGUACACGACAGUACGACUUUCUGCCACUUGUAUUAAUAAAAGCUAUGGUUCCGAUAUAGUGUAAAUCAAGAGCGCCAUAGCUUGUUGUCAUCUGGA